This is a messenger RNA of Chionomys nivalis (European snow vole), 513 nucleotides long. RefSeq names its product keratin-associated protein 13-2-like. The transcript has a single exon. The record is from RefSeq and is a predicted model, not a curated record. NCBI's taxonomy places the organism in Eukaryota, Metazoa, Chordata, Mammalia, Rodentia, Cricetidae. Bases 1 to 513 code for a protein of 170 amino acids.
AUGACUUACAGCUGCUGCUCUGGAAAGUUCUCCUCCCGCUCCUUUAGGCCCUGCCUGCCCUCUUCAGGUUCCUCAUGUGGCUCUUCCUACCCCAGCAACCUGGUCUACACCACUACCAGUUGCUCUCCCAGAUCCUGCCAGGUGGAAUCCUCUCUGAACACUAGCUGUCAGGAGACCUGCAUUGAGCCCACCAGCUGCCAGAGGUCCUGCGUGGUGUCCAGGCCCUGCCAGACAGCCUGCUACUACCCGAGGAGCUCCACACCUUGCAGUCCCUGCCAGGGAACAUAUGCUAGAUCUCUGAGCUUUGGAUCCAGCAGCUGCCGUUCCCUGGGCUAUGGAUCUAGAAGCUGCUACUCAGGGGGCUAUGGAUCCAGUGGCUUGAGAUCUCUGAAUUGUGGAAUCUAUGGCUUCCCUUCCCUGUGUUAUGGGUCUGGAUUCUACUACCCAGAAUACUUGGCUUCUGCAACAUUCCAACCUUCUUGUUAUAGAUCAAUCUAUGGCAUUGCCUUCUAG